AUGGCCAGGUGGCGCAAGUUCGUUACAAAGUGUACAGCAUUGUUUGGAUUUCAGAGCACGAAACAAGAGCUUGACAAAAUCGGAUGCAUCUACCGAGAGCACACCACAAAACAUCCGUGUCUGGAAAAUCAUCUACUUGGGUGGUAUCAUACUGAAGUCUACCUUGGUAUGCGGACGCCUUAUCUUACAAGACCUCCACCACAAAAGUACAGUCUGAGAAUGCCAGUCAGCAACGGUUAUCUCGGCAUCGACAGUUCGCCUAUGGAGGAGUGCAUGCACGUUCGAGGACUCAUGAGGAGCAACAAUGGCCGUACCGCGCUACAUUUCCUUGGUUUGCCUGCCGAAUCAAUAGCCGGAUCCAAGUAUCUGGGCCGUCCUGGUCAGUUGCCUCACCUAAGACCCAAGUGGUUCGCUCUGGUGUCUCUGAAAGAGUAAUCAGCAACAACCCUCCGAGAAGCAAAACCUCGAAGGUGCUCCACAAACCUUGGAUGGACACACGCAGAUCAUCGAUGCGGUGACAGCAAGAGGGGUGCGGCUCUGGAAGCAUUGGCCAUGUGCAAGACUCGAAGCAGCCACUUCAGCUUUCUGGUUGGUUCCGUUGGUGAUGAAGAAGGAUCAGCCCCUUGCACCUCUAAUCGACCAGAGUCUGGAAUCUGAGUAUGACUGAAGGUCUUAAACGAACACGAGAACCCUCAUGAAAACAGUCUGCCUGGAGGGGAGCAAGGACAACGACUGGGUAUCAAAAGCGGUUAGCCCUCUAGUUACUUCGUGUCAGCAUCUUCCGCACAUGGACUAUUCUCCUCCUUGGCUGGAUGGUGUUGGCUUACGGCCGACUUCGAGGUUGUGGAAGUAGUUUGCCGACAAAUCAGA
Molecule: messenger RNA, 870 nt
Organism: Exophiala xenobiotica
Lineage: Eukaryota; Fungi; Ascomycota; Eurotiomycetes; Chaetothyriales; Herpotrichiellaceae
Exons: 1
Coding region: 1-435 (144 amino acids)
Source: RefSeq, a predicted model, not a curated record